Molecule: messenger RNA, 810 nt
Organism: Trichobilharzia regenti
Lineage: Eukaryota; Metazoa; Platyhelminthes; Trematoda; Strigeidida; Schistosomatidae
Source: the annotation of a GenBank genome assembly
AUGUCAAGAAAUUCGCAUAGUAUAGCUGAUCUUACAACUCCGACAAGUACAGUCUCAUCGAUGAUGACAAGUGUUCAAAUAGGUGAUAAUGAUGAGGAUGACGGUGGUGAUUCUUGUAGUAGACCUGAAAAAUCCUUUAAAAGAAAUUCAAUUAACAAGAAUAGUAAUAAUAAUAAUAAUAACUCAAUAAUACCCUCCUAUUCAACAAAUAUGCUAUCGUCUUCUGAAUCGUUGAAUAAUACUAAUAAUAAUUGGUCAUCCGUAUAUAAACAUGCAGUUUAUCCGUUAGUUGAAAAUACUUCUUCUUCUUCUACAGCGGCUAUACUGAAAUCGAAUCUUUUACUUCUUCAAGAUACUUUUAAACCAGCGAAAAUAUCACCUUCAACAUCUCCACCACUACCAGUGUCGUUACCCUCUGCUGCGUCUGGUGGUAGUCUACUUUCAGUGCCGCCUAUUCCUACAUCACUACCGCAGCCGCCGUUGCCCCCACCGUCGCCUAUUCAUCUUCCGAUGUCUACAUCAUCUGAAGAUGUGAAUUACUGUGGAUCAUCAUCAACACUUUUGAAUACUAUCACUAAUACUACUAAUGAAAGAAUAAUGAUGAAGAUGGCUAUAUCGAAUCCUUCGUAUAAUAAUUAUCAUGAGAAGUAUUCUAAGACGACAGUGAUAUCCUGCAGUACCAGCAGUACUCCUUCUUCGUCUACUACUGCUACGACGAUUGGUACUCAUGCCUCAUCGAUUGUUGCUGGUGGUAGUAGUAGUAGUAGGGGUUCUACUGUUGAUAUUUUUUGUAAGCCUGAAGGUGAUUGA